GUAAACUAAACUGCCCCAAAGCUGGGCCAUCCAUUAUAUAUAGAGGGAGAAUAUGGACUAAAAAGCAUUAAGUUUAUAAUAAGGGAAAAUAAUUGGACUCGGGAGGAUGUCGCCGGCCAUUGAACCACAAGCUCCGCUACUUCCGAAACAGCAAACGCAGGGGGCGAAUCAUGCGUCUAUAUCUGGUGCUGUGUUCAACAUCGCCACAACCAUAAUCGGUGCUGGGAUCAUGUCGAUUCCGGCAACUCUUAAUGUUGUCGGAGUAAUACCUGCUUUUACGCUUAUUGUCAUUGUCGGUCUAUUAGCUGAAGUAUCAGUGGAGUUCUUGGUGAGGUUUACGCAGUCCGGCGAAUCCAUUACCUAUGCUGGAGUCAUGAACGAGUCAUUUGGCCGACUCGGUUCGGUGGCUACCCAAGUUUGUGUCAUGGUGACUAAUCUCGGGUGUUUAAUAAUUUACCUCAUCAUUAUCGGGGAUGUACUCUCGGGAAGUCAAUCUGGAGGAACUGUACACUUGGGAGUUUUGCGAGAAUGGUUUGGCAUCCAUUGGUGGAACUCUCGCGAAUUUUCCAUCUUAGUCAUUGUCGUUUUCGUUAUGCUUCCAUUGGUUUUGCUAAGGCGUGUAGAAUUGUUGAAGUUCAGUUCAUUCGUGUCAGUGCUUCUUGCCUUGGUUUUUGUUGGCAUAUGUACUGUGAUGGCAAUAAUUGCACUUGUCCAAGGCAAAACCAAGGAUCCAAAACUAAUACCUCAUCUAGACGAACACACAUCCUUCUUUGACCUUUUCACUGCCGUCCCCAUCAUUGUAGCAGCUUUCACUUUUCAUUUUAAUGUUCAUCCAAUUGGUGUCGAGCUAAGCAAACCAUCAGACAUGCUCUUAGCUGUCCGAAUUGCAUUAGUUCUUUGUGCAACAGUUUACUUCGCCAUCGGCCUAUUUGGCUACUUACUCUUCGGAGAUUCAAUCAUGCCAGACUUACUAGUCAAUUUCGAUAGAAACUCUGCUACAGCAACUGGUGCAGUGCUUAAUGAUGCGGUUCGACUGAGCUACGCACUCCAUCUGAUGCUGGUUUUCCCUCUAUUGAACUUCCCAUUAAGAGCAAAUAUAGAUGAAUUUCUCUUCCCCAAGGAAUCCCUUUUGGCCUCAGACACCAAAAGAUUUUUGGUUCUCACAAUAUCUCUUUUGGUCUUUUCAUACUUAGCAGCCAUAGCCUUCCCAAACAUUUGGUAUCUCUUUCAGUUUGUGGGGUCAACAUCUGCAGUUUGCCUUGGCUUUAUCUUUCCUGGUGCUAUUGCUGUAAGGAAUGUUAAUGGUGUGUCCACAAGAAAGGACAAAAUCAUGGCAACAAUAAUGAUAGUCUUGGCAGUAGUAACAAGCAUAAUUGCCAUUUCCACAAAUAUAUAUAAUCUGCUUGGAGAUGGAGAAAAGUCAUAGUAUUUUCUUUUUCAUAUAUAUUGGUUGAUUGAAUGAUUGUUAAUUCUGUUGUUGUUGUUGUAUCAAGUACGAACAUUGCUUUUAUCUCCUUCUUUUUCAACGAUAAUUAGGAUAAAAAAUACUUAAUAGUUGAUUUGAUUGUACAAAUAGGUUUAUAAUGAUAAUUAUGAUUGAAAAAAAAAACAAGAAAUGAUGUUCUUUUUAUUGUAUUAUAUUUUACUUACAGAAUACAGAUCCACCAUCCUUUGCAACACCAAAAUGUGCCAUAACAAUGUUGAUUUUUUUUUUUUUUUUUUUUAAUUUUUCGUGGAAAAACCUCUUUGUUGGAAUCAAAAGCAAGCUGCCACAUUGGGGGUAGCUUCCCUAAUAUUUUUCUGGCUCCAUUUAGCAAUAGCUUCAAUUGGAGAUGGAGCGCCUAGGCUUCACACAUUAACUCGAUUGCUGAAUUGAUUUAAUUAAUUUUAUCCAUUGUAGAGAGCACAUAUGUGAAGCAUAUUGUGGGUUAUCACAGCUAUUUCCUAAGUUGUUUGAUCAGUCUGAAACUGCACAUCUACUUUGAUCUUUGGUAAUGUUUUAGAGAUGAAUUGAAAAAAAAUCCUAUCUCAAAUUAAAUGCAGAACCACUUUGAGCAUUUGUGACACAUGACAUUUUUCAUGUAUAGUCUUCAUUAUACCACUGAGGCUAGCUGGAUAGUGAGGGAGGGUAGGGGUAAGGUAGAGGUCUCAUGUUUGCACCUAGGACCUCUUCGUUAUUUGGGUAGUAAUCUGUGUACUAAAUACUUCAAAAGAAAAAGAAAAAAAAUGUGUAGUGCUUCAUCAAUGACAAUAGAGUUUUGUGACUAUACAUGAACAUGGCAUUUCUAAUUCAGAUUCUUGUAGAGUACAAAAGCAAAUACCCAAACCAUGUAGAAUGCGCCAAAGCCCUGGAGCUUUAUUUACCUUGUUUGAGGGACUAUGUUAAAAGUAAUUAUUCUUUGGGUCAAGUUUGGAGUUCUACUGGGAAAGCAGUCACUGCUGCUUCGUCAAAAGCUCCUAGACCCAGUGCUCCUGCGCCUCCUCCUCUCUGCCAGCAUCUUUUUUUACAUCUGAAUCUUCUCAUUCAUCAUCAUCAACAGGUUGUAAGCAAGGGAUGUCUGCUGUCUUCCAAGAAAUUAAUUCUGGGAAGCCUGUGACGUUUGGUUUGAGAAAGGUUACUGAUGAUAUGAAGAUGAAGAACUGUGCAGGAAGAACUGGUGUUGUUGGUUCUGGUGAAAAAGAGACUCGCACCAGUGCACCUUCAUUUUUUAAGGCAGGGCCUCAAAACUAGAACUUGAAAUGGGUCAUAAGUGGGUUGUUGAGAAUCAAAUUGGAAAGAAAAGCUUAGUGAUUGAUAAUUGUGAUUCAAAACAAUCUGUGCAUAUUUUUGGAUGAAAAGACUCUAUUUUGAAGGUUUCAAGGUAAUUUAUGUGUAUUUACACGGUUUAUAGUUUCUGUCUUACAUGAGAAGUCGCAUUUAGUUUAUCAUAAUUUCUCAUUUUCAGGUAAAGUAAAUAACAUCACUGUUGACAAAUGUACUAAGAUGGGAGUUGUAUUUAGGCUCCAACAAUUUCAGUUCACAAUACAGAAGGCUGCCAAUUAAUCUAAGCAAAGAUUCUCUUGGGGUUAUCAAUAACAACUGCCAAGUCAAGUGAGAUCAAUUCUGAGCUGGACGGUGAUUGGGAACUGGAAUGCCUUUUGGGCUGAAUCUUAUCCAUGGCUAGCUUCUAUCACAUGGCUUAUCUAUUUAAGGAUGGUCACUUUGAGACUACUCCUGUUUCCCACUCUGGAGGGUAGUUAAUACUUAUUUCAGUUGCCGAUUGCGUAUACUGUUGUUCUCUAAUAUUAUUCCUUGUCAUUGAUCAUUUGGGCUGUGGUUGCGAUUCUAGUCUUCUGUUCUUUCUUUAAUACGUUAUGGCAACCUUAUGAGUUUGAUAAACCUUGGGAACCGUUUUUUUUCUGUUGAGUUUUCUGAGUGAGAUCUGUAACAGCUAUCAAGCUGUAAAGAAAAGAGCAUAUGUAUGUUCUUGUAAUGUUCUGCUGUAUAAUUUUUCUUAUUAUCUUAUUUUUUAUUUAUUUAUAUCGAUUUUGUACUUGUAUUUGAGUAUUUUGAAGAUGAAAGUAAUGGUUUUGAAGCUGUUAUUUGUUUUGAA
Molecule: messenger RNA, 3593 nt
Organism: Cannabis sativa
Lineage: Eukaryota; Viridiplantae; Streptophyta; Magnoliopsida; Rosales; Cannabaceae
Product: amino acid transporter AVT6C-like
Exons: 9
Coding region: 107-1426 (439 amino acids)
Biological process (GO): amino acid transmembrane transport
Molecular function (GO): amino acid transmembrane transporter activity
Source: RefSeq, a predicted model, not a curated record